UUAAAUGGUUGACGUCACUUCGCACCGCCGGACCGGAAGGAAGUGGGUGUUAGCUGACUGAAGUUAGCGAGAGACAACUACGAAGUCUGCUGUGGGUUCUAUGGAAGAGAUGUCAGGAGAGAGUGUGGUGAGCUCGGCAGUGCCGGCAGCUACUACCCGGACUACGUCCUUCAAAGGCUCUAGCCCCAGCUCUAAAUAUGUUAAGUUAAAUGUGGGUGGAGCCCUGUACUACACUACGAUGCAGACACUAACCAAGCAGGACACCAUGCUUAAAGCCAUGUUCAGUGGUAGGAUGGAGGUCCUCACAGAUAGUGAAGGAUGGAUCCUGAUUGAUCGCUGUGGGAAACAUUUUGGAACAAUCCUCAACUACCUUCGAGAUGGCGCAGUCCCACUCCCAGACAGCCGUCGGGAAACCGAGGAGCUUCUCGCUGAAGCAAAGUAUUACCUUGUCCAAGGCCUAGCUGAUGAAUGUACAGCGGCCUUGCAGAACAAAGAAACGUAUGAACCCCUUUGUAAAGUGCCUCUGAUGACAUCAUCAAAGGAAGAACAGAGGCUUAUCGCUACCUCGAAUAAGCCUACUGUCAAACUGCUGUAUAACAGAAGCAACAACAAAUAUUCAUAUACCAGCAAUUCUGAUGACAACAUGCUAAAAAAUAUUGAGCUAUUCGACAAGCUGUCCCUGCGGUUCAAUGGUCGAGUCCUCUUCAUCAAAGAUGUGAUUGGGGAUGAGAUCUGUUGUUGGUCAUUUUAUGGCCAGGGGCGUAAGAUUGCGGAAGUGUGUUGCACUUCCAUUGUUUACGCCACAGAAAAGAAGCAGACAAAGGUUGAGUUCCCCGAGGCUCGAAUCUAUGAAGAGACCCUCAACAUACUUCUGUAUGAGUCCCAUGAUGGUCGGGGUCCUGACAAUGCUCUUCUGGAGGCCACAGGGGGCGCUGCUGGGCGGUCUAAUCAUCUGGACGAAGACGAGGAGCGAGAACGGAUCGAGAGAGUUCGAAGGAUUCAUGUCAAACGUCCUGACGACCGCACACACCACCACCAGUGACUUUGCUCCCGUGACCCGUCGACCUGUGUCUCUCACCCGGAUAGUCUUUGCACCACGUUUGUGCCUUACAACACCCAGCGCCCUCUUACUUCCCUACUUCCCCUCUUAUUUUUACCAGCUUUCUCCAGGAGAUUAUCGUGAGAUGAGUGUUAUUCAACAGCGUGUAGUGGUGGAGUUUUGUUUGUGUUUGUGUGUUUUUUUGUGUUGUCUUCAUUGUUGUGUGGUGAGACUGUAGUGUGUUAACUGUUUGUUAUCCAUGAUGACUCCUUUCACUGUUUUCUGCUACUGUGCAGAAACUUUUAGACAUGGGUGUUUGCAUUCAGAACUGGCGGUGACCACACGUUCACCGAAGUGCGUAGGAAAGAAAAGAACAGUGUGUUGACAGUGUAAAUCUGUUAUUGGAGGUCCUAACUAUAUUACAUCCAGGAACUAUAUUGAUGCAAGCAGCUAAAAUUAUUGUACAUAACUUUGCUUAUCUUUUCCAUGGCUCCGACGGGUCCACUGUAACGUCACCAGUGGAUGAACCAGGUGUUGUACACAAUGGGGCCACGUGGUGGCACUGUUUUACUCUUAGAAGAUCUUACCAGGGCUAUUUUGUAGCCUGCUGAUAUUAGUAGUUAAACCUUUUUUGAGAAUUUAAUAAGAUUUUUAUACAGUUAAACUAUCACAGAUGGAUGUGGCAUUUCACUGUAGUGUGUCAGCCAUGUUUAGUUUUAACACUGAUGCAGUUUUCCCUCAUUCCACGGAACAAAUCAUUAUUUUCAGUGAAGGGAACUUGAGCUGCGACCCGAGGUGUUAAAUGUACUGGGCUGAUUGAAUGGUGGAUGCCGAGGUUGAAGUGAAUGACUGUAACCAGAGAUCUCGCUGGCAGGAAGGGAACCCUGUCUACAAGGUUUUAAUAGGGAGACAAAUUAGACCUGUCCCUCCUCACUGCAUUCAUUUGAGAAUGUACUGUUUGCACACUAUAGGGUUUGAGUUGAAAUAUGUCUAACAAUCACAAGUACUUGUAGGGCUGUUGUACAGAAGUGAACACAAACGUAUGUUUUAUAUUUAUACAUACUUUAUCACAAAUAAAUUUCUACAGACA
This is a messenger RNA of Mugil cephalus (flathead mullet), 2129 nucleotides long. It is a transcript of the gene kctd10, whose product is annotated as potassium channel tetramerization domain containing 10. Lineage: Eukaryota; Metazoa; Chordata; Actinopteri; Mugiliformes; Mugilidae. The record is from RefSeq and is a predicted model, not a curated record. Gene Ontology annotation, biological process: negative regulation of Rho protein signal transduction; protein ubiquitination; protein homooligomerization. Bases 101 to 1042 code for a protein of 313 amino acids. The transcript is spliced from 7 exons. Gene Ontology annotation, cellular component: Cul3-RING ubiquitin ligase complex. Gene Ontology annotation, molecular function: ubiquitin-protein transferase activity; protein binding.